This is a messenger RNA of Cricetulus griseus (Chinese hamster), 4028 nucleotides long. The record is from RefSeq and is a predicted model, not a curated record. NCBI's taxonomy places the organism in Eukaryota, Metazoa, Chordata, Mammalia, Rodentia, Cricetidae.
GCUUCAGUCCCACUCUGUGCCUCCCUUCCAGAAGAUCCCAUGGCCAACAAGAGCUCUGGUCAAGAGUCAGAAUCUAUUCCAGAGUAUACAGCCGAAGAGGAACGAGAAGACAACCGGUUAUGGAGGACAGUGGUGAUUGGAGAACAGGAACAACGGAUUGACAUGAAGGUCAUCGAACCCUACAGGAGAGUCAUUUCUCACGGAGGAGACUCAGGAUACUAUGGGGACGGUCUGAAUGCCAUCAUUGUGUUUGCCGCCUGUUUUCUGCCAGACAGCAGCCGGGCAGAUUACCACUAUGUCAUGGAAAACCUUUUCCUAUAUGUAAUAAGUACCUUAGAGCUGAUGGUAGCUGAGGACUACAUGAUUGUGUACUUGAAUGGUGCAACCCCCAGACGGAAGAUGCCAGGUCUAGGCUGGAUGAAGAAAUGCUACCAGAUGAUUGACAGACGGUUGCGCAAGAAUUUGAAGUCAUUCAUCAUUGUCCACCCAUCUUGGUUCAUCAGAACGAUCCUUGCGGUGACACGGCCUUUUAUAAGCUCAAAAUUCAGCAGUAAAAUUAAGUAUGUCAGUAGUUUAUCUGAACUCAGUGGGCUGAUCCCAAUGGAUUGCAUCCACAUCCCAGAGAGCAUCGUCAGGUACGAUGAAGAAAAAUCUUUUAAGAGAAGUGUGAGACUGGAUGAAGAACUGAGGGAGGCAUCAGAAACAGCUAAAACUAGCUGCCUUUACAAUGAUCCGGAAAUGACUUCUAUGGAGAAGGAUAUUGACCUGAAGCUGAAAGAAAAACCCUAGCUAGCCGGCUGGAGGAGGGAUCACUUCCUGCUUCGUGGUUCUGCUGACAUGCCUACCUGGAAGAGACGGGGCUCAUGUCACCUCCUGCACCACCUGGUGCCAUUGGAAAUGUCUGAAGGGGGAUAAAUAUGAAAAGAAUUUGUUUACUGUUAAAAUAUUUUAUGAAAUGUUGUGUAUUUUCCUAUUUUGCCAAUUACGUGCCUCAACAAUUUUAGUUGAACCUUAGCAAGAAAAUAGAACCUUCCAUUUUAAUAUUCUGUUAACCCUUGGUGCAGUGGGACUUGGUUCCUUAGACUGGCUUUUACCAAAAGCAUAGCCUAACUCUGCUGUUAGACAGAUGAGGAUGCAUGUCCGUAGUCUGACUGAAUUUCCCUGUAGAGCUUGUUCUAGAUUUAAAAUGCAAAGGGCUUGCCUUGUCCUGGGAAUGCAGUUCUCUAGAAACUCUAUGAAAAGCUGAGACAGGCAGCUACGACACCCUCAUCAGCUAAGGUACCUGCUCCCUCCCUGUCCACUUGAGUCUUCUUUAAAUUUUCUGGAGAACAUAGACUUUCUAACCCAUGUAAGCUUUACAUAGCUGCAUGCAAUGGCUCUUUUAGGACAUUAUUUCACUAAUGAUCUUUGGAGAACUUCAUGUUGUGAAAGUUAAGAUGAACAUCAAAUUGUCAAUAGCUAACUAUCAUGCUUCAGGCCACAAAGCAGGUUCAAACCUUUAAACUCCAAGUGCCAACUCCAAGGUGGCCAACUCAAACAUAAUUUGGUAACAUUGAAUCAUCCAAAAUUAACACUCAUGUGCAUUGCAAAAGCAACCUGCUUUCAGAGGUAUAAAAUUAAAUGCAAGUGUAUACUAGCCUUUAUGAAAUAGUUCGUUUCUUGUUUUUCUAUACCCUUUAAAUUGCCAGUGUAAUUUCUAAUCUGUGGAUCUCUAGAGGUUGGCAAGCUAUGCUGAGGGUAGGGCUGCAAUACAAGCAAAGGUAGUUUCCUUCAAUCAGCCAUAUUUAACCAUACUAGCAAAUUUCCAGAUCUUAAUGUCCUCAAAUAAAGUAGGGCUCCACUACAAGCAAAGGUGGUUUCCUUCAAUCAGCCAUAUUUAACCGUACUAGGAAAUUUUACAGAUCUUAGUAUCCUCAAAUAAAAUGCAACUGAAACACAGGGAGACACAUUUGUUUUCAAACUGAUACUUCUUUCACGCCUUCCUCUCCAGAAUGGAGUAGUGACAAUGGAGUAGAGGAGAAAACAAACAAAACAUGCUGAUCCCUACGCUACCAGAUACUCCUCCCAAUCCCACCCUGGCCUCUGCACCUCUUGUAUCUAUUUAAAUGCUUUGCCAAACUGAUUGGGCAGAAGCAGCUGUAAACUCAUUUGGUUUUGUCGAAAACAUUUUUUGACAGGAUCUCACUAGGUAGCCCUAAUUGGCCUAGAACUCACUAUGUAGAUCAAGCCGGACUCAAACUUGUGGUGAUCCUCCUGCUUCAGCCUCCCAAGUGCUGGCAUUAUAGCACCACCAUAUCUGGCCUAGUAAAGAAAAUUUUGACAUUUACAGACAGUGGAAUUUCACCCAUGGCCUACUGAGAAAAGUGAGGGGCCCUUCUCACAGAAGCAUGCAAUGGCCAGACUCAAGCUGAAGCUAUCCAGAAAGCUCCUCUUGAGGGUCAUUCUCCAAACUCACCUGUUACCAGGCAGCUGGCAGGCACCAAGAUGGCAUGAAGACGGGCCCUGCCUGCUGGCUGUGUUGAGGAGAGCUGUCUACACUCUGAGCCCUGGAGAAGUCCCACAGCAAGACUUAGUUAUGCAUGUGAUGGGUUUCUCUGGGUCCUUUUGAUUCACGUCUGUUUCUAAUCUGCUCUUCCAUCUGAGCUCACUCCAUAUAUAUGGGCCAGUUCCCUUUUCUUCAUAAGCCUCCACAUCACCUUCUAGAUUCACCUAUUGAUCCCUUUCAACUUGGUAUCUUUUCUGACCUUUGUUUGUUUUUGUUUUCAUCUCCCUCCUCGUUACAUUUAGCUAAUUUCAUAGGAAAACACCAGUAUCAGGCUUUCACAGCCUGCCCUGACCUUUGGAAGUCCAACCCUGAAUGAACAUCAUGGUGGCUUGAGUAUAAAUAGCUACCCAAUUAAACUCUCAUUUGCUCACGUGUCUAACACAUUAACUCCAUUCCUAUCCCAUUUGGAAGAUGAAUUACAGAUUCCCCAGCCGUGUUGAACCCAUGAAGUCAUGAGGACCUCAGAGUUCAACUCAGAAAUCUGUAGAUAUGGGGCUGUUGGAAGAGAUUGUUUUGCACAGCCAACUAGGUACGGUAACAAUCCCACCAUUUACACUUUCUUUGAACUUGUCCAGCCUAUGUAUGGAAGAUCACUCAGGUGACAUGACAUAGUAAAUUUAGUGUGAGCAUCUUUCAAAUAAAUGAUGUUUGGAAUACCCUGGGCUGUAAUACCAUUCCAAUGUUUAGGCUUAUGCUAUCUUAUUAUCUUCAAAAAAAAGUUACUUUAACUGCACGUACUAGAGAAAAGCUACCAUGUUCAUCAACUCAAUAGACUUCUGGCAAAUCCCUGAAAUAGCCCAUAAACAGGUAGAUAUAACUCUUGCAUUGCUCCACUCUAGUGCCUGCACCCUCAGCAUUCUUGCUUUGGUUCAGACUGCCAGGAACUGCUUUGCACUUUUUCCUGUCAAUUUGUAGUUGAGGGAACACCAAGGCAUCAUCAGGGCCAAAGUGGUGUUUUCAUUCUAAGUAGCAGCUACUGUUUAGCUAGCUUUAGACUAAGGGAUGGAACAACAAUCUGCACAGAAAGUAGUUGAUGAAGAGUGGGAUGUUGAGGGCAACAACUAGGGAUGAAAAGUCCCAAAGUUCCUGUUGAAGCCAUACAGUGUUAUAUAAGGUUCCUCCCUAGGGCAUACUGAUGAGCAAGGACGUCACUCUCCUUAGCCUCCAAUCUUAGGAUGUAGUUUUGAGGAUUUCUUUAUGGUUCUGCAUAACUACUGUCUUAUCACAAUGCCCCUGUGGUCUGCUACUUUAGGAUAUCUGUGUGUGCACAAAUUAACCUUUUAUAUAUUGAAAGAGUUUUCUACAUGUAUUGGAUUGCUCAGAGUAAAGUAUAUAUUAGACUUGUUUUGGUAAACAAAUACUACCUAAAUAGUAUGGAUCAAAAAUAUGAAAAUAUGUAAGAACACAUAUAGCUAUAUACCCUGGCUGUGUAACUCAGAAAUAAAAAUAGAUUCCACAUGGUGUGGUUUCCUUUUUCAACUUA